CAUCUAUCCGUGUGGAGGUAGUUAUAGGGUGGUGGCCCAGACAACACAGGCCUGGGCAGCUCACCUGGGUGGCCGCUCGUGGGAGGUGUACUUCAGUCCUCAUGUAUUUUACAGCUCCAUAGCCUCCAGUAUGCCCGACAUAAAAGCCACACCUCUUGGUGCAGGCCAGGAUGUGGGGCGAAGCUGUAUCCUGGUGACCAUUGGAGGCAAGAACAUCAUGCUGGACUGUGGCAUGCACAUGGGGUACACUGAUGACCGUCGGUUCCCAGACUUCUCUUACAUCACUGAAGGGGCCUUGACUGAUCACUUAGACUGUGUUAUAAUAAGUCACUUCCACCUGGACCAUUGUGGAGCAUUACCUUAUAUGACAGAAAUGAUUGGUUACAAUGGCCCGAUCUAUAUGACACAGCCCACCAAAGCUCUGUGUCCUGUUCUCCUGGAAGACAUGAGGAAGGUCGCUGUAGAGAGGAAGGGUGAGACAAACUUCUUCACCUCCAGUAUGAUCAAAGACUGCAUGAAGAAAGUCAUCACAGUCUCACUUCACGAGACAGUACAGAUUGACGGUGAGCUGGAGAUUAAAGCUUAUUAUGCAGGACAUGUUCUUGGAGCUGCCAUGUUCCACAUCCGAGUGGGGUCACAGAGUCUUGUAUAUACAGGUGACUACAACAUGACACCAGACCGUCACCUUGGAGCUGCAUGGAUUGACAAAUGUCGCCCUGAUCUUCUCAUAUCAGAGUCAACUUAUGCCACAACAAUCAGAGACUCAAAGCGCUGCAGAGAACGUGAUUUUCUCAAGAAAAUCCACGACUGUGUAGACAGGGGCGGGAAGGUGCUCAUUCCAGUGUUUGCCCUCGGCCGUGUACAAGAACUGUGCAUUCUACUUGACACAUACUGGGAUCGAAUGAAUCUCAAAGUGCCCAUAUAUUUUACAAUGGGUCUUGCAGAAACAGCUAACAAAUACUACCGGAUGUUCAUCACUUGGACAAACCAGAAAAUCAGACAAACAUUCGUACAUCGUAAUAUGUUUGACUUUAAGCACAUAAAACCUUUUGAUAAAUCUUACAUGGAUAACCAAGGCCCAAUGGUGGUGUUUGCUACCCCUGGUAUGCUGCAUGCUGGGCUCUCCUUAGCAGUGUUUAAGAAGUGGGCACCUAACUCAAACAAUAUGGUAAUCAUGCCAGGAUAUUGUGUUCAGGGGACAGUGGGUCACAAGAUCCUCAAUGGUGCAAAGAAGGUGGACUUUGAUAACAGACAGAGCGUUGAGGUCAACCUGACAGUGGAAUAUAUGUCAUUCAGUGCUCAUGCAGACGCCAAGGGAAUCAUGCAGUUAAUUCGACACUGUGAGCCCAAGAAUGUGAUGCUUGUUCAUGGUGAGAAUGCUAAGAUGGAUUUCCUCAGACAGAAGAUCAUGCAGGAAUUCAACAUCAAUUGCUACAAGCCUGGGAACGGAGAAACAUCUAUCAUAUCCGUCUCUAGCAAUCUAGACGUUGAGGUGUCUCUGCCACUCCUCAAGCACACCAUGUCUUGUGUUUCUCCACCUCUCUCUGCAUCAUCAUCAUCAUCGUCAUCAUCAUCAUCAUCAUCCAAGGCAAACACAAGUGAAGAAAGUCAACCAAAGAAACAGAAAGUCCUUCAUGGUGUUCUCAUCAUGAAGAAUAAUAGUGUGAGGAUAGUUGGAGUAAACGAGGCGUGGGGUGAACUGGGAGUGGCGUCUCAUCAACUGAGGUUCACUGAGAGGAUUGAGGUGGAUGAACAUGGUCCAGUUCCAACUAUUACCUCGUCCUUACACACACUUUUGUCACAGAAGCUUGGAGCAUCACAGGUACAAGCUGUGAAUGAAUUCCAGCUCUCAGUAGCUGACUCUGUCUUUAUCAAUAUUCAUGAUGACGAACCUGGCAAGACGAUCCUUCUUUCCUGGACACAUCAGGAUGAGGCCCUUGGAAGUAAACUCUUGGACAUCAUCAGAAGUACCUACAAGAAGGGGUAGUCCAGUGAUGUCCUUCAUCUGUCUCAGUUUACUGUACUAAGGAUUUGAUGGAAACCAAAUUGAAUGUUUGGAUGAACUUUAGGAACUUAAAACUAAAACAGGAAAAGUUAAUUUGUAAAUUAAAAAUAGAUAUAAGCAGUAUGGAGAUCAGGGUAAAACUACCUAGAGAAACAAGGGAGUGGGCAGGAACUACCCCUUGGCCACACCAAGCUUCUCAUCCUAAGUAUGAGGAAUUUUUUAAAAUAUUUUUUACACUGAAAAAAAUAUAUUUUGAGAAAUUUUCAAUUUCUUCAGUUAAAUUUUAUAGAAAUUUCUGUUAAGAAUUCCAGAUGUGUCCAGAGUGCACCUCUCACUACUACUUUCCCACACAUUGGUUCAGGAGGACACUCACUCCCCACACCAUGGUCCAAAGACCAUUAUACUGUUACCUCAUUAUCCCCCUCCUAUACUCCCAGGUCAUUUUAUCCUCAUUUGGCCCACAGUACAGAUCGAUGUUCAUAGUUAUAAACAUAUUUUGUAUCCAUUAAAAAGGAUCUCUUUUUAGU
Homarus americanus (American lobster) is the source of this 2532-nucleotide messenger RNA. It is a transcript of the gene IntS11, whose product is annotated as integrator complex subunit 11-like. Lineage: Eukaryota; Metazoa; Arthropoda; Malacostraca; Decapoda; Nephropidae. Gene Ontology annotation, biological process: snRNA processing. Gene Ontology annotation, cellular component: nucleus. The transcript is spliced from 14 exons. The coding region runs from base 131 to 1987 and encodes 618 amino acids. The record is from RefSeq and is a predicted model, not a curated record.